This is a messenger RNA of Eleginops maclovinus (Patagonian blennie), 11168 nucleotides long. It is a transcript of the gene sptbn2, whose product is annotated as spectrin, beta, non-erythrocytic 2. Gene Ontology annotation, biological process: actin cytoskeleton organization. Gene Ontology annotation, cellular component: spectrin; cell junction; cell projection. Bases 535 to 7617 code for a protein of 2360 amino acids. The record is from RefSeq and is a predicted model, not a curated record. Lineage: Eukaryota; Metazoa; Chordata; Actinopteri; Perciformes; Eleginopidae. Gene Ontology annotation, molecular function: structural constituent of cytoskeleton; phospholipid binding; actin filament binding. The transcript is spliced from 39 exons.
GCUUUGUUUACACAGCUAUCCGACCGCGGCUGGUUAGCCUGCUCUGCUGCACUCUGCUCAGCCAAAUGCAUGUUCAGAGUUUGGAGGGAAGGAAGAGCCAGCCUUGAACCACAAGGGAGUGUAACCAAACGUUUUUACUUUGCUCAGAGGCCACAAGUGGUGAAAUUUCACAGGAGGAGGUGAAACAAGAGAACAUUUUGUUCUUCAGUUUUGUUUUAAAUGAUUCUUUAGAGAAACCCCUCCACCGUUGCACUGCUGUAUUUUCAUUGGACAAGGUGGGACGUACAGUAGAAGAAGAGAGGAACAGGCGGCAACAUUUUCAAGCUUGAGUUGUGCACAGCAUUGAAGGAAUCAGAAACAGGAGGACAAACCAAGGCAUUUUGGAUAUACAACACUUUUAUUUUUUGGAAAACCCUCUGAAGGAGUUUAUAUUUUUUAAGCGGGAAAAGUCGCUUUUGCUGUGCUAUGCAGGAGAACUCCCAUUCACUCUGUGUCUGAGAGAAAUACUUAGGAGAUAGAUCCAGAAAAAAAGCCAUGGAGUAUGAACGCAGGGACAGAGAGCCCUGCUUGUCCCCAGCAGCAUUUGUAAAUCAGGUGCAAUAUUCCAACAUCCUGGAAGGGAGGUUUAAGCAGCUGCAAGAUGAGCGUGAAGCGGUCCAGAAGAAGACCUUCACCAAAUGGGUAAACUCGCACUUGGGCCGGGUGACCAGUCGCAUCGGUGACCUGUACACCGACCUGCGCGAUGGUCGCAUGCUCAUCCGCCUUCUGGAAGUCCUCUCAGGAGAACAGCUGCCAAAGCCCACAAAGGGCCGCAUGCGUAUCCACUGCCUGGAGAAUGUUGAUAAAGCCCUGCAGUUUCUCAAGGAGCAAAAAGUCCAUCUAGAAAACAUGGGCUCACAUGACAUUGUGGAUGGUAAUCACCGUCUCACGCUCGGUCUCAUCUGGACAAUCAUCCUUCGCUUCCAGAUCCAGGACAUCAGUGUCGAGACGGGGGACAACAAGGAGAAGAAGUCAGCUAAAGAGGCCCUGCUGCUUUGGUGCCAAAUGAAAACUGCUGGAUACCCCAAUGUCAACAUCCACAACUUCACCACCAGCUGGAGAGACGGCCUGGCGUUCAGUGCCAUCGUGCACAAACACAGACCUGACGUGAUCGAGUUUGACAACCUGAAGAGAUCCAAUGCUCACUACAAUCUCCAGAAUGCUUUCAAUGUGGCCGAGAACAAUUUGGGACUCACUAAGCUGCUGGACCCAGAAGAUGUGAAUGUUGAUCAGCCAGAUGAAAAGUCCAUCAUUACCUAUGUGGCGACCUACUACCAUUACUUCUCCAAGAUGAAAGCGCUAGCAGUGGAAGGCAAACGUAUUGGCAAGGUACUGGAUUACGCUAUCGAGGCUGACCAGCUGAUCGACAAGUACGAGACCCUCGCCUCAGAGCUACUGCAGUGGAUCGAGCAGACCAUAGGGACGCUCAAUGAUCGGCAGCUAGCUAACUCACUGAAUGCUGUGCAGAACCAGCUCCAGGCGUUCAACUCAUACCGGACUGUGGAGAAACCCCCCAAAUUCACAGAGAAAGGGAACUUGGAGGUUCUCCUUUUCACCAUUCAGAGCAAGAUGAGAGCAAACAAUCAGAAAGUGUACAUGCCAAGAGAGGGCAAACUCAUCUCUGACAUCAAUAAGGCAUGGGAGCGACUGGAAAAGGCAGAACACGAACGAGAGCUGGCGCUGAGAAACGAGUUGAUUCGCCAGGAGAAGCUGGAGAUGCUCGCUGCACGUUUUGACCGCAAAGCAGCUAUGCGUGAGACGUGGCUGAGCGAGAACCAGAGGCUGGUCUCUCAGGAUAACUUUGGGACCGACUUGGGAGCCGUGGAAGCUGCCACCCGUAAACACGAAGCUAUUGAGACAGACAUCGGGGCUUAUUGGGAACGUGUUGCUGCUGUGGAGGCCGUUGCCAAAGAACUGGAAGCAGAGAGAUACCACGACGUGCGGCGCGUGAUUGCGAGAAGGGAUAACGUGCUUCGACUCUGGGAAUACCUGAAGGAGCUUCUGGCCGCGCGUAGAGAGCGACUGAACUCCCAUCGUGACCUCCAGAGACUGUUUGAAGAGAUGCGCUACAUUAUGGACUGGAUGGCAGACAUGAAGGGUCGUCUGCAGUCUCAGGACAGCGGCAAACAUUUGCAUGAUGUUUUAGACCUCCUGCAGAAACACACUCUGGUAGAGGCUGACAUAUCCGCUCAGGCAGAGAGGAUCAAGGCAGUCCAGGGAUCAGCACAGCGCUUCACUUCCCAUGAACAGGCCUACAAACCGUGUGAGCCGGGACUAGUUAGUGAGAAGGUCGACCAGCUGGGUCAAGCCUACGAGGAGCUCGGUCAGCUUGCUGCAGACCGCAAAGUCUGCCUAGAGGAGUCGCGCCGCCUGUGGCAGUUCCUGUGGGAUCUGGGAGAGGAGGCCGCCUGGAUUAGAGAGCAGGAGCAGAUCCUUGCCAGUGGGGACUGUGGUCGUGACCUCACCUCUGCCCUCCACCUGCUCAGCAAACAUGAGGCCUUUAGGGAUGAGAUGGCAGCCCGUUAUGGUCCCCUGAGUAACAGCAUCGCUGCCGGAGAAGCUUUGAUUCAGGAGGGACACUUCGGAGCCCCAGAGGUCACAGAGAGGAUUCAAGACAUCCAUGCACAGUGGGCACAUCUGGAGGAGACAACCAAGCUUAGAGAGCAGAGCCUCAAGGAAGCUGUGGCCCUGCAGCAGUUUCAAACAGAUGCUAAUGACAUGGAGGUAUGGAUCAUGGAGACACUCAGACAGGUGUCCAGUCAGGAGGUGGGCCACGAUGAGUUCUCCACCACCACCAUCGCCCGCAAGCAGAGGGAGAUAGAGGAGGAGAUCCAGAGUCACCGCCCCGGCAUCGACUCCCUGCAUGAGCAGGUCCAAGCGAUGCCAGAGGCCUAUCUAACAAUCCCGCAGGUGGAAGGUCGCCUACCUGCUAUUGAGCAGCGCUUUGAAGAACUGGAGUCUCUGUCAGUAGCUCGCCGCCAGGCUCUUGAAGGCGCCCUGGCCCUUUACCGCAUGUUCAGUGAAGCUGGUGCCUGCCAGCUGUGGGUGGAGGAAAAAGAGCAGUGGUUACACAGCAUGGAGAUCCCCACCAAACUAGAAGACUUAGAGGUGGUGCAGCAGAGAUUUGAGACACUGGAACCUGAGAUGAACAACCUAGGCACUCGUGUCGCUGAUGUAAACCAGGUGGCCGAGCAGCUGCUGAGCUCCGAGAACUGCAAGAAAGACCAAAUCAACCAGACACGAGACCAACUGCACGACAGAUGGAACGAGUUUGAAAAAUUGGCUGACCAGAAGAAAGUGGCCCUGGAGUCGGCUCUCAACAUACAGAACUACCACUUGGAGUGUAACGAGAUCCAGUCAUGGAUGAAGGAAAAGACCAAAGUGAUUGAAUCCACCCAGGGCCUGGGCAACGACCUGGCUGGAGUGAUGGCACUGCAACGCAAACUCACUGGCAUGGAGAGGGACCUGGAGGCCAUUCAGGGCAAAUUAGAUGACAUGAGAAACGAGGCAGAAAAGUUGGCCGAGGAACAUCCAGAUCAGGCCGGAGAGAUCCAAGGGCACCUGGCAGGGAUUCAAGAGGUGUGGGAGGAGUUGAACGCCACCAUGAAGCGGCGCGAGGAGUCGUUGGGCGAAGCCAGCAAGCUGCAGGGCUUCCUCAGGGAUCUGGACGACUUCCAGUCCUGGCUGUCCCGCACCCAGACAGCCGUGGCCUCAGAGGACAUUCCCACCUCUGUGACGGAGGCCGAGAGUUUGCUAACCCAGCACGAGAAUAUUAAGAACGAGGUGGAUAACUAUAAAGAAGACUACGAGAAGAUGAGGGCGGUUGGUGAGGAGGUCACCCAAGGUCAGACGGACGCCCAGCACAUGUUCCUGGCCCAGAGGCUCCAGGCUCUGGACACGGGAUGGCAUGAGCUGCGUCGUAUGUGGGAGAACCGCCACAGCGUUUUGGCCCAAGCCUUUGACUUCCAGACUUUCCUGAGAGACGCAAAGCAGGCAGAGGCUUUCCUCAACAGCCAGGAGUAUGUGCUGUCCCACACAGAGAUGCCUACCAGUCUUCAGGGAGCAGAGGAGGCCAUAAAGAAGCAUGAGGAUUUCCUCACCACCACAGAGGCCAGUGAGGAGAAGAUAACUGGUGUGGUGGAGGCUGGACGGCGCCUCAUUAAUGACAGCAAUGCAAACUCUGAUAAGAUCCAGGAAAAAGUGGAUUCCAUCCAGGAAAGGCAUCUUAAGAAUAAGGAGAAUGCUAAUGAAUUGCUGACAAAGCUCAAGGAUAACCGUGAACUGCAGCACUUCCUUCAGGAUGGACAGGAGCUCACAUUGUGGAUCAAUGAGAAGAUGCUGACAGCACAGGAUAUGUCUUAUGAUGAGGCCAGAAAUCUUCACAGCAAGUGGCAGAAACAUCAGGCCUUCAUGGCUGAGCUGGCCUCAAACAAAGACUGGCUGGACAAAAUUGAUAAGGAAGGUCAGGCGCUGGUGGCAGAGAAGCCCGAGCUGAAGCCUGUGGUUCAGCAGACCCUGGAGGACCUCCAGCGUCAGUGGGAGGAGCUGGAGGGCACCACCCGCACCAAGGCCCAGUGCUUGUUCGAUGCUAACCGCGCAGAGCUGUUCACACAGAGCUGCUCUUCUCUGGACGUGUGGCUGAAAAACCUUGAGGGUCAGCUGCAUAGCGACGACUACGGCAAAGAUUUGACUAGUGUCAACAUCCUGCUCCAGAAGCACCAGAUGCUGGAGAACCAGAUGGAGGUCAGAGAGAAGGAGGUGCAGUCCAUCCAGUCUCAGGCUCUGGCUCUAUCCCAGGAGGACGCUGGACUCACUGAGGUAGACGGUCAGCAAAAGCGUGUCACUGACACCUUCUCCAACAUCCAGGACCCUCUCAAACUGAGGAGACAGCGGCUACUCGCCUCCAAAGAAGCACAUCAGUUCAACAGAGAUCUGGAGGAUGAGAUUCUAUGGGUGAAAGAGAGGAUGCCCCUGGCAGACUCCACAGACCAUGGAAAAGACCUGCCCACUGUACAGCUGCUCAUAAAGAAGAACCAGACACUGCAGAAGGAGAUCCAGGGUCACCAGCCGCGUAUCGAUGAAAUCCAGAGACGAGGCCAGACUCAGAGCCAGGUAGACGGUGAGAGGCAGUCGGCCCUUGAGGAGCGCCUGGUUGAGUUGGGGGACCUCUGGGAUCAGCUGAAAGCCGAGACAGACAAGCGCCAUGAUCGUCUAAUAGAGGCCAACCGCGCCCAGCAGUUCUAUGCUGAUGCAGCGGAGGCAGAGGCCUGGAUGGGAGAACAAGAGCUUCACAUGAUGUCAGAGGAAAAAGCCAAGGAUGAGCAAAGCGCACUAGUGAUGGUCAAGAAGCACCAGACCCUGGAGCAGGCCCUUGAAGACUACGCCCAAACCAUUCACCAACUAGCCAACAGCAGCCGCCUCAUGGUCACCAGUGAACACCCAGAGAGUGAGAGAAUCACCCUGCGGCAAGCACAAGUUGACAAACUGUAUGCCGGGUUGAAAGACCUCGCGGAGGAGCGUCGCGGGCGUCUUCAGGAGAGACUGCGGCUGACCCAGCUGAAGCGGGAGGUGGAUGACCUGGAACAGUGGAUUGCUGAGAGGGAGGUGGUAGCUGGCUCCCAUGAACUAGGACAGGACUAUGAACAUGUCACAAUGCUGAGGGACAAGUUCCGGGAGUUUGCUCGUGACACCAGCACCAUCGGCCAGGAGCGUGUCGAUGGUGUAAACGGGCUGGCAGAUGACCUGAUUGAGUCGGGUCACCCUGAGAACGCCAGCGUGGCCGAGUGGAAGGAUGGGUUGAACGAGGCCUGGGCCGACCUGCUGGAGCUGAUCGACACACGCACACAAAUGUUAGCAGCCUCCUACGAGCUGCACCGCUUCCACCAGGACGCCAUGGAGGUGCUCGGACGUGUGAAGGAGAAAAAGGAGGGUCUGCCUUCUGACCUCGGCCGGGAUCUGAACACCGUCCAGCAUCUACACAGGCAGCACAACACUUUCGAAAAUGACAUCCAGGCCCUCAGCGGACAGGUGAACCAGGUGCAAGAUGACGCUGCACGCCUACAGAAGGCUUACGCUGGGGAGAAAGCUGAUGACAUUAACAGGAGCGAGAGUGCUGUGUCUUCUGCCUGGGAGGGUCUGCUUAAGGCCGGUCAGGCCCGCAGGCUCCUCCUGCUGGACACGGUGGAGAAGUUCCGCUUCUUCAACAUGGUGCGAGACCUCAUGCUCUGGAUGGACGGCGUCAACCUGCAGAUAGACGCACACGACAGCCCCAGGGAUGUGUCUUCUGCAGGGCUGGUUAUUGCCAACCAUCAGGACAUCAAGUCAGAGAUUGAGACCCGGGCUGACAGCUUCACCGCCUGCAUUGAUUUGGGAAAAACUCUCAUCAACAAUAAUCACUAUGCUUCUGAUGAGGUCCGGGAGAAACUGGCUCAGUUGCAAGAAAAAAGAGAAAGGAUCAACAAAAACUGGCAAGACAAGAUGGACCAUUUACAAAUUGUGCUGGAGGUGUUGCAGUUUGGUCGCGAUGCCUACGUGGCAGAGUCCUGGUUGGCAGGGCAAGAACCUCUGGUGCGAGCAGCAGAUCUGGGCUCUAAUGUGGACGAGGUCGAGAGCCUAAUAAAGCGCCAUGAGGCCUUCGAGAAACUCGCUACAGCCUGGGAAGACCGCUUUGUGCUGCUGGAGAAACUCACCACGCUUGAGGAGCAGGAGAUUCAGAGGAGGCGAGAGGAGGAAGAGCGAGCACGGCGACCCCCUACACCCCCCCCAGCAGAAGUGGCACAAUCUGAGGCAGAAAGUCAAGCACAUGAUUCUGCAGCCAGAACCAGUCUGGACCAGACCACCCUCAAUCAGACGGUGUCGGUGAACGGAGUGCACAGUGACAACGACACAUCACAGCAGUCAUUAUCGCAAUCGUUGUCAGUGGGACAGAAAACUCAGCCUAAACGUGUGUGUAAGCCAAAGCAGCCGGAGCGUGGCUCGGAGUCCGAGUCAAACGGACCCGGUAGGGACAGCGGACUGGCGUCGUCUCGCCUCGAGCCCUCUGCCACAUUACCGGGCAGGGGGGGGGCAGAGUCCGAUCCAGACACAAUGGAGGGCAUGCUCUGUCGAAAACAGGAGAUGGAGUCCCACAGCAAAAAGGCAGCUACCAGGUCCUGGCAGAACGUGUACUGUGUCUUAAGAAAAGGAAGCCUCGGUUUCUAUAAAGACGGAAAGAGCGCUAGCAACGGCAUUCCUUACCACGGAGAGGUACCCAUCAGCCUCGGGGACGCUGUGUGUGAGGUAGCCCACGGAUAUAAGAAGAGGAAAUUUGUAUUCAAGCUCAGGCUAGGAGAUGGAAAAGAGUACCUGUUCCAAGCAAAGGAUGAGGCGGAGAUGAGCUCCUGGAUCCGUUCCAUCAUCAGCUCCAUGCCCACGGGAUCAGGGGACUCGCCGGUCGGUCCGCGUGCCCUAAGCCGCGCCAUGACCAUGCCCCCCAUCUCCCCCAGCUCAGGUGAAGCCGGAGGAGUUACCAUGCGCAACAAAGACGGGAAAGACAAGGAUCGUGAAAAGAGGUUCAGCUUCUUCGGCAAGAAAAAAUAGAAACACUUUUAAAAAUCGAUGGAAAACAUUUACAACAAAAUUUCAACGGACAGAAGCGGGCAGAAAGUGCGGUCCCUCAAACACACGGCUCUCAGUGCAGGCCCCGGGGGAUUGUCAACGUGGCUUUCAGAGAUCUUUGUUUUAUUUCCCUUCUCUCUGAUUCUCUCCCUCGCCAAUUUUUUUAUCUGUCAUUUACUUUUUCGUUCUCCAAAAUCAUUUUUCACAUUAAGCUGUACCCAACUAUGAAAGCCCUUAUCCAAUUUCAGCCAACCCGCUGAGAUUAUCAGUCUAAGUCAGUGUGCGGGGGGUUUGGCAUUAACAGGGAUUCAGUUUCAAUCCACCAAAACGGCCUUCCUUCAGCAUGAAUAUUUUCUCUUCAGUGAGUCUUGACUAGCUGAGCCGUUUCGAUGACGUGCCGCUAAUUAAACAAUGGAUGGUGGCUUUCCACUCUGGUGCAAACCGGUUUUAUUGCCCCGCUCUUAAGCGCUCUCUUUUUUUCUGGGAAGGAUCACAUCAGUCUCUCUUUCUGUUCUCGGUAUUGAUGUUAUUAACCUGACCAAUGAUUUUGCUGUUAUUAUUAUUAUUUAUCUUUUUGCUAUUGCUGGUUUGAGAAAACAACUAAUUACAUUUCCAGUAGAUAAUCUUGAUUCAUGUUGUGGAGAGAAACGAUUUUGGUUAAACUAGUGGAGAAUGUUGGGCUUGCCCUUGUAUGUAUUAUUAUUGAUUUCCUUUAGGAAUGACAGUUGAUGAGGUGUUUUUGAGAAAAAAUAAAGCUCAUUGAAUUUUAGCAGUGUGCAGCAAGUGAUCACAAGUUUCAUUGGGAAAAUUAUAUAUAUAUAUAUAUUUAAUAAGUGGUUUUAUUUUUUAUUUUGUGUCUAAUUUUGCCUGUAUUUGAUUUCCUUUGAGUGAUCUUUUUGUGCUUGAUUUUCAAAUUUCUUUAUUUCUGUACAAAGCAGAUACGAUUAGGUGUGUGUGUGUGUGUGUGUGUGUGUGUGUGUGUGUGUGUGUGUGUGUGUGUGUGUGUGUGUGUGUGUGUGUGUGUGUGUGUGUGUGUGUGUGUGUGUGUGUGUGUGUGUGUGUGUGUGUGUGUGUGUGUGUGUGUGUGUGUGUGUGUGUGUGUGUGUGUGUGUGUGUGUGUGUGUGUGUGUGUGUGUGUUGUGGUGCCGUGGAUUUUGCACGUUUAUGUUAUUCCUGCUCAAACGUGGCCGGAUGAAUGCUGCUUUUCGGCUCCGCAGACGAGAAUCAGACUCACAAUAAUAUUACUGGAAUUAUUUCAUAAAAUCAGCUUUUCUUUGCUUCUGGUUUUUAAUUCUAUGUAAGCUGACAUGAAGUUCCUCCAGACGGUUUCAUUAUUUCUGUUUUUUUAAGUCAUCUAAUAUCUAUUUCCGUUCUUAAUUUACUGGUGUGAAGGCAUGGGGGGGCAGUUUGUAGAUAGAAAAAGCUGAAGCACAUUUUCUGAGGCGGACGCAGGGAUGCGAGCUGGACAGAUGGACAGGUCUCAUUAGGUGAAGUGAGGGAUGUGGAAGUGAUUUUGGGCUGAAAAAUAUGCUUUAUGUGCUACCUGACAGAGAGAGGAGCCUUACUUGAACCCACAACAGACCCCCUUUUUACAAACACAUCCUCCAUUCGAACAGGAAGCUAACGUACUUCGGAGAUAAGAAUGUUCAAAAUGUGCCCUGUGGCAAUGAUCUCGUGUAUGUCAGUGGAUUAUAAAUGAAGGUACAGUAAAAAUCACAGCAAAAAUGGGAAGGGGAAAUCCUAAAUUGUCUCUUAGAUGAGCUUGCAUAUGUGGCAUGACUUCAUGUAGGGUUAUACGUGUACGUGUCUCAUCAUUGCCAUCUCUUCUGUGUUGAUGUACUCUUAAAAUCGUGAGAUCACUUUGUUUCCAAGGUUGGAGAUAAACUAAUUAUAUGUAAUUGGCAUUUGCAUUAAUCCAGAACAUGAUAAUGGCAAUAUAGUUAAUGUAAAAUGUGUUUAAUAGUGUCCUAAAAUAGGGUACAUGUUUGAAAUGAUAAGGGCAUUUACAGUAUAGUGUGAGACUGUAGGCGGUAGUACAAUUUUAUAUGAAUUGGUUGUUAAGUGUUAUUAUUGUAAGUCACUUCAAUCCAAGUUCUAAUUUGCCUUUUCUAACUGCCAAAAAUGCAACAGGAAGUUACUGGAUAACAAUUCUGAAUUCAGGAGUAUAAUGGAUUACUUUAGGUAGGUUGCAAGUUCUAAAAUAUUUGUAAUUUAUCACAACUUGAAAGCAACUCUGGUAAUGGAUGUACACACCAUGCCUUGGAGGCCACAGGAAUGUCGCACGAAAAUAAACUGGUCGCAGUUUGAACAGGUUGGCCUUAUUUACCAGUCCCAAUUGAAUGUGGAACCAGUGAUUUUAUAUUUUGUUCAAAUCUACAACCCUCCAAGCCAGAGAAGAGAAUUACCUUAAGACUGACUUGGAGACGAUCUGACAGCACCUGGUCCGUUCUGACCACCUUGUCUCUGUCAGUGGGAUUUUGUAUCUAGGGUGUGUGAGGCAACUCCCAGUUUAAGCAGCCUUAAACUUAAGCUGCUAUAUCGGAGCCAAGUCAGUGAGGUCGGUACAUACGUAAGUGAGCCAACGCAGUUAUCGUACAUUGCACACAAUCUCCAAUGGAGGAGUCAUUCCAGUGGAUUAGCCUUCUCAGUGGCUAUAGCUCUGGACAUCAGAUAAAGCAUCCAGUUGACAUUAGGGACUAAAGGUCACACAGUGUAUUUUCUUAUCAGCUCAUUUGAAUGUGAAUGAUUCAAAUUAGUUUGGCCAAAUUGGUCAUGUGAAGCAAAAAUAUUUCUCCUACUUGACACACUGAACACACACGCUCACACCUUAAACCUGUACUGUAUGUUUAAUGCAGAGUGACCCUGGCAACCCAGUCUUUUGGGAAUGUCCUCAGCUGGCUGUGAUUUCACGUUGCUUAUGGCAUCCGUUCAAAAAACACGAGCAUUGUGCUACUGGUGAGCUUUGACCAGAACAUGGGGAGUGAUGUGUUGUUGUCAAAGAGAGGAGUUUUUGGUUAUGAGAGUACUUGUAACAAUUGAGUACUUGAUGAAGAAACUACUUUUACUUGUUAAAUAUUAGAUAUUGGUGAAAACAUGCUGGUGACAAUUUGAGCUUCCUUUUUUAGAAGAAGGCAGGGUAUUUGCUGUCUAGUGGGAGCUUGUAUUUUUUCAUCCAGUGAUCUGUCUUGCAGCAUUUGAUAAGCCUGUCCUCCUACCUUCAUUUCUCAUUACUUUUGACAGAUGUCUGUUCCUUCCUCUGUAAUUCAGAGUUGUUAAUACCACUACUAUUAUUAAUUGCUAUUAUUAUUAUCACUAUUGCUACUGUUGUUACUAUUACUACUACUGUUACUAAUGCAACUUAUUAUUGCAAAAGUUAUAAUUGCUGUCCAUUUUCAGGUACGUGUCUGUAAUACCAGACCCUUCCACACGAUGUCAGUGUGCUGUGGAGCAUUUUCAUUAUGAAUCGAAGAUAAUGUUUGUUGACUUGUGUAUCUACAUCUAAUAUUAGGAAUAAUAAAACAUGGUUUAAUCAA